UCCACAAUCUCCUCCCUUGCUCGCUCGCAUCCUCGGAAUAAUCCACAUCUAGGGCAAGCUGGCUGAGAGGCGAUCACAGCUCAGCUCCUCUCUGCAGCCCGGGAGAAGACGAGGCGGCACUAACCGUUUCCAACGGAGGAGGAAAAAAGACCAGCGAAUUUUGGAGCGCACCGCAACAUCCGGCGUGUCAGAGAGUGAGAUUUUUCCAUCCCAGGACACCCUUUAUUUAUACAUAUUGUUUAUAUAUCUAUAUAUAUUUGUACACACACUUAUAGAUAUUUCUAUAUAGAUUCAAUUAUCCUUGUACAUAUCCGUAUUUGUGCUCGUCUGUUUAUAUUCAUAUUUUUAUAUGUGCGUGUGUGUGUGUAAAUAUAUAUAGUAUAUAAGCAAAACAUAUAUAUCCAUAUAUAUAAAUAUAUAUCUAUAUAUAUGAAUUUAUAUGCGCAUCACUGUGAACCGAGAGGAUUCUCAUUGGAUCAGGGCUGGUCUCUGGUUGUGAUCGUAUAGAAUAUUUUCAAUAUUUGAGCUUCUACGUCAAGAGGACAAAAGACGCCGUGCCCAUUUUGUAUUUUUCUUUUGCCGUCGCCGCAUCCUGUCGGCCUCCAUUUUUUUCAUCCGAGAAGCCCAGAGCAACCGGAUUCGACAAAAGAAAAGAAAAAAACCCUUCAAAUUCCUGUGAUUAGUGCGCUUUUCCGCUGGCAUCCGCACUCCGUCGAGCCCAUCGCGGCGCCGUGUGACAUCAGCCCAGCGUCCGCCCAGCCAGCAUGCACAAACACCACCACUGCUGCAAGUGCCCAGAAUGUUAUGAGGUGACCCGCAUGGCGGCCCUGCGCAGGAUGGAUGCGCCGGCCUACGGGGGAGACUGGCAGGCCGAGCCCUACGGAUAUCCGCCCGGGUACGGGGGAGGCCAAACUUUACCCGCUCCGGCCUCGGGGGGAGGAGGCAACAUGGGUGGAGGAGGAGGAGGUGGCGGUGGAGGAGGAGGGGGCACCUUAGGGAGAAGUAAGGGCAAGAUGAUGUCUGGCGGUGGGCCCGGAGGCCCUAAUCCAAAGGGCCAAUCCAAAGGGGGGCCCAAAGUCAAUGGCAACAACUCAAGUGGGCAAGGAGGAUGGUGGCCCGAGUGCACCUGCACCAAUCGGGAGUGGUAUGACCAGGCCAACCCUCCCCCCAUCAUUGUCAACGCAGACUCACUAGAUGCAGGCCCUUAUGUGAACGGCAGUGAUGGCAUGUACAAGUAUGAGGAGAUCAUUUUGGAGAGGGGGAACUCCGGUUUGGGUUUUAGCAUCGCGGGAGGCAUCGAUAAUCCGCACAUUCCUGACGAUUCGGGGAUUUUCAUCACCAAGAUUAUUCCUGGAGGAGCAGCUGCCAUGGACGGAAGGCUCGGGGUUAACGACUGCGUGUUGCGCGUGAAUGACGUGGACGUGUCGGAGGUUGUCCACAGCAGGGCGGUGGAGGCCCUGAAAGAGGCGGGGCCCGUGGUGCGCCUUCUUGUGAGGCGGAGGCAGGCUCCGCCCGAAACCAUCUUGGAGGUCAACCUGCUGAAAGGUCCCAAAGGACUUGGAUUCAGCAUCGCCGGAGGGAUCGGCAAUCAACACAUCCCAGGCGACAACAGCAUCUACAUUACUAAGAUCAUCGAAGGGGGAGCCGCCCAGAAAGAUGGACGGCUACAGACGGGGGACCGCCUGCUCGCUGUGAACAACAUUGUGCUUCAGGACGUGCGGCACGAAGAGGCAGUGGCAGCUCUAAAGAACACGUCCGAUAUGGUUUACCUCAAGGUGGCCAAGCCUGGACCUGUGCACCUCAACGACAUGUACGCUCCGCCAGACUAUUCCAGCAGCCUGGCCCUCCCUCCAGCCUUCCCCACCAUGGUAGACAACCACGUGAGCCACAACUACAUGGGUGCCAUGGAGCCCAAGCCACCCUACCCGCCGCCCCAGGUCACCCCGUCAAGGUACUCGCCAGUUCCCCGCCACAUGCUGGGAGAGGAAGACUUCACCAGCCGGGCUGAGCCAAUUUACAGUGUCAUCCACAAACCUGGGGACGGCAAGGUGCCCCCUCAGGCUCUCUUCAGAGGCUUCUGUCCUUCCCCUGCACCCUUGUACCAAGCUCCGCUCCCCCUCUCUGGCAGGGAGCCGAGGAAAGUGUUGCUGCACAAGGGCUCCACCGGGCUGGGUUUCAACAUCGUAGGCGGCGAGGACGGCGAGGGCAUCUUUGUCUCCUUCAUCCUGGCCGGGGGGCCGGCCGACCUCAGCGGCGAGCUGAGGAGAGGCGACCGUAUUCUGUCUGUGAAUGGGGUGAACCUAAGGAACGCCACGCACGAGCAAGCGGCAGCAGCCCUAAAAAGAGCCGGACAGACCGUCACCAUCAUUGCUCAGUACAGACCUGAAGAGUACAGCCGCUUUGAGUCGAAGAUCCACGACCUGCGGGAGCAGAUGAUGAACAGCAGCAUGAGCUCAGGAUCCGGUUCCCUGCGCACCAGUGAGAAACGCUCCCUCUAUGUCAGAGCUUUGUUUGACUACGACCGGACGAGGGACAGCUGCCUGCCCAGCCAAGGACUGAGCUUCUCUUACGGCGACAUCCUCCAUGUGAUUAAUGCGUCCGACGACGAGUGGUGGCAGGCCAGACUGGUCACGCCUCACGGGGAGAGCGAGCAGAUCGGGGUUAUUCCCAGCAAGAAAAGAGUGGAGAAGAAGGAGCGAGCCAGGUUAAAAACAGUCAAGUUCCACGCCCGGACAGGCAUGAUUGAGUCCAACAGGCCGGUCAAAGUAAAGCGCAAAAAAAGCUUCAACCUGUCGCGAAAGUUCCCGUUUUACAAGAGCAAGGAGAAUAUUGUGCACGACUUGGUGGAGUCUGAACAAUGCUUGACGUCCAACACGAGCGACAGCGAAAGCAGUUCAAAGGGCCAGGAAGACACAAUCCUCUCCUACGAGCCAGUCAUUCGGCAAGAAAUCCACUACACGAGACCCGUGAUCAUCCUAGGCCCCAUGAAGGACCGCGUCAACGACGACCUCAUCUCCGAGUUCCCUCACAAGUUCGGCUCCUGCGUACCCCACACGACCCGCCCCCGACGGGAGAACGAAAUGGACGGGCAGGACUACCACUUUGUGGGCUCGCGCGAGCAAAUGGAGAAGGAUAUCCAAGAUAACAAGUUCAUCGAGGCGGGGCAGUUCAACGAGAACCUCUACGGGACCAGCAUCCUGUCCGUCAGAACCGUGGCUGAAAGGGGGAAGCACUGCAUUCUGGACGUGUCCGGCAACGCCAUCAAACGACUGCAGCAAGCACAACUUUACCCCAUCGCCAUCUUUAUUAAACCAAAAUCCAUCGAAGCCCUCAUGGAAAUGAACAAGCGGCAGACGUACGAGCAGGCCAACAAAGUCUUCGACAAGGCCGUCAAGCUGGAGCAGGACUUUGGGGAGUUUUUCACAGCGAUCGUUCAGGGCGACUCGCUGGAGGAAAUCUACAACAAAAUUAAGCUGAUCAUCGAGGAGCAGUCGGGUCCCUACAUCUGGAUCCCCUCCCUGGAGAAGCUCUGAGCUGGCAUGGCCUAAAUGCCCUUCCCUCACACACACACAAACACAAACCACACCCCCACCCUCGCCUCUUUUUACAGCUAUGUUUCAUAUAAAGUUUUAGUGUCAUCGUUAUGUUACUCAAAAUGAAAAGAAGUCUUAUCACCAUUGAUUACUGUGACUGUGAACCCCCCCGCAUGAGUUUCUCAACGCCAUCCAUUCUGGACCGGAACGGAGACCCUUCGGGGUAUUUUUUUGUGUUUUUAUUUUUGGGGGGUCAUACUAAAUACAAAAAAUGGGGAAAAGGGAAUCACUCCUUUCUGUCAACGGACUGAAGAGUGAGGAGUCGCAGGGGGAAGAAAGACCAAUCACAGCGAGUUGGAACACUUUGUAAAUGUUCAUCUGACCACAUUGAAAAAGACAACAAAGAUGACACUUUUUUUUUUUGUUUUGUUUUGUUUUUCCACCCCCCAAAAGUGACUGGAUGAACGGAGCCCUACUGACGGUACUGUUGUUGUUUCUAAGGAAUUAUUUAGCAUCUUGACAUUUAUAUUGUGACAUCACAAGGUGAAUAAAAUCCGACAGAGAUUUGACUAUACAUAAAUAUAUAUGAAUAUAUAUAUAUAUAUAUUGAGAGAGAGAGAACGAGCGCGUGAGAAAAAUUUACACUUGACUGGAAUGGUCCAUUUGGAGGGCUUGUUAGGAUCUUGUUUUUUUCUCUGGCUUGUGCUUUUAUUUUGUUUGGUUUUUUUUUGGAGCUGCUUUGUGUCCGGGGGGGACGCGAGGGGGGGUAGAGAUGUGUAAGUGGGCUCUGCAAAACACCAAACUGCCUUACAUCAAAUACUGACUGACCCCCCCUACUCAUACACACAUACACACCACAUGCACUAUUACAACAAUGGAGCCAACCAAUUCGGAUGAACCUUUUGCCCCGCCCCCCCAAUAACUGCAGAUCCCCCCUCUUACAUUCUCUGCCUUCCAAAUUUUUUCUUAUGUUUGUUGGUUGUUCUGGUUAACUGGUCACACGGUACUGUCUGACCCGCUGCCACAGUGGCGGAAUUCUAACGGGUAGAACAAGACAAUUGUAUUGGAUGUCAUGCCCAGGAAAAAAAAAAAAGUUCUUAUGGAUUGUUCAAAAAAAAAAAACCCAAAAAAACAAGAACACUAAAGUUGAGCCUAAUUAAAGCUUUGUGUUAUCUAUAUGAAUUAUUCAUCACGUGCUUUAACCACUGUGUACGCGAAUGGUGGGGGUGGGGCCACAAAAGAGCUGUUUGGGGGUUCGGGCUGAGCUCAGGAAUCUCAAAAGGUACGACCCCCCUUCAACGCAGCACGCAACUGUGAAACGGGAUUUUUAAUUUUUUUCCAGCAACCCCCCUCCUUCCCUCCCAAAACAGGAAGUGCCAACUCGGAAGUCUCUGGGUCCCCCUGCCCCAAAGCAAUUUUUCCCGCCCUCUUUCUAAAGCGCUCCGCCGAGUUCAGGGAAUAACUGAAUGGAACACAGCCAUUUGUAAACUGUUUGCAGACUGUUUCAAAGGGUGUGCGAGCUGUCAAAUGUAAAUAAGCCCCGCCCCGCUCUCACAUAUUCCUCGACUAGAUAAACCACCCCCCGACCCACCCACACAUACGGACACACCUGUGCUUCAUGCAUGUGCGAUUCAAACUGGGACAAAAUUAUGUUUUGUAGACCACAAAUGUCAGGUAAGUCAAGUUAAAAACGAUUAUUUCCACACGGAUGCCUACGGAACACUUAAGUUGUUGGUUGCCAUUGAUGACGACAGGCGUCCAAUCUGUUUGGGCUGGGAGGACUGGCAGUGAAUGAUCCACCCUCCCCUUACUGACUUUCAACCCUGACUUGGAACUGCCCCAAAAUCAAAAGGUGACCUAAAAUACCCAAAGAUCAACAGGAAGUUACACGGAAAUACCUCAAAAUCGGAUGGCCUAAACCAGUGGUUCUUAACCUUGCUAAAGGUACCGAACCUCACAAGUUUCACAUGUGCAUCUACCGAACCCUUCAGAAUUACUGUAUUGGCCCGAAUAUAAGACGUGUUUUUUUGCAUUGAAAUAAGACUGAGAAAGUGGGAGUCGUCUAAUAUUUGGGGUCUAGACAUUAAACCCAUUCACGAUGCUAGAUGGCGCCAGAUAUCAUUGAAGCGAUGUUCUGUCAUGACAGAUUUCAGCUACUCUGAAGUUUAACCAGUUUGCAUUAUUCUAUAGCAAUGUUUUUCCUUAUUCAGAUGUGUUUCAAGACUACAGUUACAUUUAGACCUCACUUUGAUGGUUAAUGCAGUUACUGCAAAUUUGUUUUAUCACAAUAGAUUUGUUUUACAUUUCCAAAACCAGUAGCCAUUCAUUUAUGAAUGUGAUUGCACUUUGGUUUACAUAUUUAAAUGUUCAGAUAUUAAGAUUUGAAUGAGGCAAAAUAACAUGCUUUUUCUCUCAAAUCAUUUGUUUCAGAUGUACUGUAAUUAUUUUCUGUAUAAAAAUUAAUUUGGUAUUCAAAAAUCCUUUUUUCAAACUUGAGUCUUGAAAAAGAGGGGGUCGUCUUAUAUUCAAGCCAAUACGGUAAAUAUGCUUUUUUUCCCCCAAAUUCAAAACCGAUAUAUCUAAGCUAGCAAGCAAAUUUUGGUGAAAUUUACUGAGCUUUAAAAUUUAAGAAUAAAUUAGGUGUUUUGCAGUUCAUUUUCACGUUGGGAAAUAAAUGUCAUGUCUACAAUCUUUUAUUUAUUUUGUACUUUUAUCCUGUCCUGUUCAGCUGCUUGAACACAAAGAAUAGGAAUCUGAAGCCCCUUUCACAAACACAUCACGGUAAAUUCCCAUGUAAGGCGACACGGGAUUUACUCAUGUCAUUGCUUUCACACAUGUAGAGAUAUUCCGGGAAUGACACGGCUUAGACACUUUCACAGACUUGUUCCGUGUUGCCCACUGGCGCGCUCUGUGCAGGGAGGGCCGCUGGUGCGAUUUUAUAACCUAGACAGUACAUCAUUUUUGGUCUGCAUAGGCUGUCACAAUGUUAGUCAAAUGGUGUUUUGUUACCGAGCCGGUUGUGGGAGCGUUCCCGACGUUGCACCUGCAGCCAAUUCAAGCUCCUCAAGACUGUAUUUAAGCCCAGGUGAGAAGGGUGCCGAGAUAUUAACUUGCUGGUCGCCAUUCGGCACCUUGUAUGCUCGAAUCUCGUGCAAAUGCUAGCUUGUUCGUUUGCCACCCUUGUUUUGAAAUCCCCGUGGUACCUCUACAUACAAAGUUAAUUCGUUUUAGGACCUCGUUUGUUAGUCGAAAUGGUCAUAUGUCGAGCAGGAUUUUCCCAUAGGAAUACAUUAUAAUUCCAAUAAUUCGUUCCACAGCCCAAAAACCUACACUAAAUCCUUAAUACAGCUGGUACUAUUACAAAUGGCUAUUAAACAUAGCAAAACAAAUAAGUUAUGAAUAAAAAUCGGAAUAAUAUAAGAAGAAUAAUAAUGAAUGAUUCCUGUAAAUAAUGUAACGAAUCAGAUUCUAAUGUGGCGGACACUUUUUGCUGUACCUGAACGCACAGUGAGAUAGGUCAGUGCGGUAGAGAUGAUACUUACGUUUUCUUGAGAGCACAGUCAACUGCAGAGGACAAUGGGCAGUUUGUGUUGGAUAAGUUCUUGAAUAAAUGAUAAAAACGUGACGAAACUGGCGAUUUCCUUGGCGAUGUUACCACAGUAGUAGAUGUCAACUUAAAAUGACUAGCGAACGGUGGUCGGAAGAGGACCGUGGAGCUGUAUUAUUGAGCCAGUUCACAGAUGCGCACCCCACGCUCAUAUUUUUCUUUAAUUUGCAUCUUCAUUUCAAAGGUAAGCAUCACUUUUUUUCCUUGUUUCACCAACUGUACAAACAUUUUUUUAAACCUGUGUUGAUUUCGCACACAAGAAUAUCCGCUGUACAUUCCUUUGCGGUGCUUUCAUGUAUUUCGAGCAUGUCGUCGGAUCUAACAAAUGGAGAGUCACAUUUUAUGUCGGAUGCUGAAAAGAUCGUGUGUUGAAGCGAUCGUAUGUCGAGGUACCACUGUAUUUGUUUUGUCUUAUCGGCCCUCAGCCUACCGCCUAGGUUAAAAAAAAGUGACGACCGGCCCGCCAUGAUAUUUAUGUCAUCAGCCGUUGUAACGCUUGCUUUCAUAUACACCUUGGCCCUGGGAAAGUCCCGGACAUUAUACUAAGACGCGACCCGUUAAAUGUCCGCUUGAUCUCCGUGUCAGUCAACCUGGGAAAUUGCUUUCAUAUACAAGCUCUGCCCGUUUAGGGGUUUAAACAGUGUUUUAAGUGUAUGUGAAUGGGGCUUAUGGUCUGAACAGCUUUAAUGUAUCACAUGGGAGUUUGAUAUUUUCCCAUUGUGGUUGUUCAUCAUGUCUACAUUCUCAUUUUAUGGUCACAUUAUUUUCAUGGCCUAAAACGUGACGCAAAUGUUUUUAUUUGUAUUAUCUACGCAGUGCACGCUGCCUGUAUGUCUGCUAUACUUCCUUAUCAUGAGUAAACCUUCCACUGAGCAAACCAGUUUCUAACCCAUUUAGUGCUGCAACGAUUAAUCGUUUAACUCGAGUAUUCGAUUCGAAAAAAAAUAUUCGAAUGAAAUUUUGCUGCCUCGAGUAUUUGUUUAAAGUGGUAUUGUAAUGGUUUGUUUUGAAAGUGUUUGCCUUUAGUUUUAUUGAUUUGGGUGAAGCUGUAGUCUGCCUCAUUUCACAUGGCUGAAUCCAGCUGCUCCCUGUUAAGACUAACAUAAGCUAAAUUUUUGUUUAAGCUAAUGUUUUUUGAUACAUUCGUAAUUUAGUUUAAAGGAAUAUGUGUUGGAACUAUUUGUUAAGAUUAUUGUUGAAAAAUUGGCAUUUUAUAGCAUUUAAACUAGUGGACUUUUGCUAUGUAAGUUAGCCAAUUGUUCUUUUGUUGUACAUAAACAUACACAUUUAUUUUUUUUUUUAUACCGUUUGACGCUCAGGUCAGUUAUUUUAAUUUUUUAUGUUCCUUAUCUGAUUACUGGAUGAUUCGAACUAACUAGUUCGAUUCAUCUACUACUAAAAUAAUCGAUAGCUGCAGGCCUAAACUCAUUAGAUUUGCGGGCUAGGACUUUAAAGAAAUUGAAAAAAGCCUGUAAAUUGGAGGCAACCCAGUCCAAAACAGUCUAAAACGACACAUUGUCUUUAGUCAGAGUAUGAAAAUUGGGCCCCGUGUGACUUAACCUUCACCGAACCCCUGGGGUUCAAUCAAACCCAGGUUAAGAACCACUGGCCUAAACCAGACCUCGGAUUGCCCCAAAAUCAACAAAAUGACCUGGACAUGCCCCACAAUUAAUAGGAUGUAUUCCAAAAUAAACCAGAAGUGACCUAAAUGCCCCAAGAUCAACAGGAAGUGACUAAAUUAACAAGGAAUUUUUUUAGAAUUGUCCCAAAAUCAACAGGAAGUGACCAGGAUAUGCCCCUAAAUCAACAGUGCGUGAUCUUUACAUUCCAUUAAAUUCAUCGACACGUUGUGAUCAUUCAACACCAGCUCUCCCACUCCAAAAUGGAUUUGCCGACAAUCGCCGUCAAGGGGCGGCCAUUGAAAGGAGGGGCGCCCUCUACGUGUCAAUACUUGUGUGACUGUAUAGAAUAAAUAUACAGUAUAUAUCCAUAUAAAUAUCCAUACAAGAAAUUUGCUCCGGUUGAAACCGGUUUGGGAUUCACCCCCAACUUUUUGUGACGUCGUUGGAGCGGAACUCCGAGCUGACUGUUAGCGAAAAAGCACGCGCCGUACUUGAGACAUCAGACAGCCACAUCCGAGCCCAAAGACUUCACUCUCUGCUCUUUCCAUUUUUUUGAGGCUGUGAUGUUAAAAAAAAUAAUACAGAAGUUGGAUAUGUGUGCGUGGUGACAUUCUAGUUCCUUUUUUGGGUUUGUUGGGAGGGGGGAGAGGGUUGUUCAUCAUGGCACACCUGUGCAGUAAGUGCUUGCAAACACCAACCCUUUCGAUUGUACAGUCCAGUGGUGUCCUUCCUGGUUCUGGUCGGGACGUCUUCCCUGCCCUCAUCACCAAGGGAACGCCGUAAUGCUAUAUAUGGAAAUAGAGAACAUUUUCUUUUCCUUUGGGCUUUUAUUAUUUUGGGGGGGCUUGACGAGUUUAUUUGUUUGGAAAUAAAAUAUGUGACUCAGUUA
Messenger RNA from Corythoichthys intestinalis (scribbled pipefish), 9651 nucleotides. It is a transcript of the gene dlg3, whose product is annotated as discs, large homolog 3 (Drosophila). Gene Ontology annotation, cellular component: postsynaptic density membrane; neuromuscular junction; neuron projection. Lineage: Eukaryota; Metazoa; Chordata; Actinopteri; Syngnathiformes; Syngnathidae. The transcript has 22 exons. Bases 765 to 3533 code for a protein of 922 amino acids. Gene Ontology annotation, molecular function: kinase binding. Gene Ontology annotation, biological process: establishment or maintenance of epithelial cell apical/basal polarity; embryo development; receptor clustering. The record is from RefSeq and is a predicted model, not a curated record.